AUGGGCUACUGGCCGAUUGUGCAUGGCGAAAAGUGGCACGCGAAUAAAUACGAUCUAACAAAUUUGCUCAUCCACACAAGCCUAACGAGAGCAAUGGAGAUUUUUUUGAAUAUUUACGUGUCACAAGAUCAACGAAACGCCUCACGCCGCCUGAUUCACCUUGACCAAGGAGGUCUUGGCCUUGGUGGCGGUUCAAAAGGCUAUUUUAUGAAUAUGGAUAAAUAUAAGAAACAGAUAGACGCGUACAAACAAUAUAUGAUCAAUAAGAUCAAAUUGGUGGCCGAAGAUGCUGGUGAGACAAAAACGGAACAAGAAAUCGCCGGAGGAGUCGAAGAAAUGAUCAAUUUGGAGAAAUCAAUUGCUGAGGUGGGCGAGCCGCAAACCAUCGAGAGAGGGGGAGCG
Anisakis simplex (herring worm) is the source of this 402-nucleotide messenger RNA. Lineage: Eukaryota; Metazoa; Nematoda; Chromadorea; Rhabditida; Anisakidae. The record is from the annotation of a GenBank genome assembly.